GCGGCGCCAUCCGCAGCUGCAGUCAAGAAGUGGCACUGGACAGUUCAGGUCAUCAUGUGUCCGGCAGCAACGCCCACCUAUUCCCUCCUCUCUGCCGGCCGCAUUUUUCCAGGAGCUUAGGAAAGACUGGAAGAGGAGGAGGAGGAGGGGCGCGGUGCUCACGUGGAGAAGAAUUGCAGCGUGACGACGCCAAAGGAGAACCCGAAGGGAGGGAUUCCCUCGAAGUAGGAGAGCACGACUGCAUGGCCUCUUCUGCAACGGAAAACAUUUUCAAAAUUAAUUGGAAAGACCAAGUUAUCCAUGAAGACAAGGUCUUAAGUCAAGCCUUGCAGGAUGGCACAGGAGAAGAAAGGGGCUGCAGCUUUGCUCAAGUCAACAGAUCCUGCAUGCAAACCCCAAAAGAAAUUUCCUGUAGCUCUGGGCUACAAGAUGGAGCAAGCUUUAAUUUCUGAAUAUGUCCCUAGGGUCAUACAUUCAGGAGGAUUUAAACCUGAGUAUCUUAGCUUUGCCUUCUAUAACCCUAAUUACGCCAAUUCCUACAAUCCAUUUUACACUUUACAAAAACCAACCUGUGGCUAUCGGUAUUGUCGAGACACUGACCACCGAAGGAAAGUCAUGGAUAUUGAGAGAGUAAAUAUUCCAAAAUGGAGAACUAUUGUGCAGAAAAAGCCAGGUGUGGCUUCAGAAGGCUCAAAAGUCUGAAACAGCCAUGUGUUUCUCCUGAGACUUCCCUAACAGCAUUCUGAUUCAAAAUCUGAACUCUGUCAUCCUCCAAGCAUGUCUAAAAGGAGAUGCUGUGGGAGCUUCAAAUAAAAAAACAGAGUUCUGCCUUAAAGCAAGAGCUUCUGGAACCAACCAUGAUGGAAUAAAUCAAGUCCUACAAGAAAGAUAUCAAAGCCGCCUUGCUUUGGCUUUGAAACAUCUACAGCUGUAGAUCUCCCACCAGCCAGAAAAGCACCAAAAUGAAGCUCAAAUGAGCAGA
Molecule: messenger RNA, 982 nt
Organism: Pantherophis guttatus
Lineage: Eukaryota; Metazoa; Chordata; Lepidosauria; Squamata; Colubridae
Gene: CIMIP3
Product: ciliary microtubule inner protein 3
Source: RefSeq, a predicted model, not a curated record